UCACUUGGCAUAGUGUUGGCCUUUUCCCCAACAUCUUCCUCUCCCUCACUGCUGUGGAAAACUAUCGAUAAACCAACGAUAAACCAAGUGGGACCCCUGGACUAAAGAGUGCACAUUUUUCUCCCAAGACAACCUACAGAAGAAGGCUGCAACCCUUCAGCCUUUAAGGACUGACAUCACUGCAAGAGUGUGAGAGGCUGCACAGUGUCCCAUGGCUGUGCAGGAGCUGGGCAUCAGCAUGUCCAUGUUAGGCGUCGCUGGGACCAUCCUGAUCUGCGCUCUGCCCAUGUGGAAGGUGACGGCAUUCAUCGGCACCCAUCUGGUGGUCAUGCAGGUGUUUUGGGAAGGCCUUUGGAUGACCUGUGUCAGUGAGUACACAGGCCAGCUGCAAUGUAAGCUCUAUGAUGCCCUGCUGGACCUGUCCCCAGACCUCCAGGCGGCCCGCGGCCUCAUCUGCAUCAGCCUGGUGCUGGGAUGUUUGGGAUUCCUCAUCUUUGUCCUAGGAGCACGCUGCACCAACUGCCUGAGCCACCCGAGGUUCAAGGCCCGGGUGGUGCUGAGCUCUGGGGCCAUCUUCUGCCUGGCAGCCCUCACCACCAUGGUUGCUGUUUCCUGGUCGGCCAACUCCAUCAUCAGAGACUUCCACAACCCGCGCGUUCCUGAGGUGCUGAAGAGGGAGCUCGGAGCAGCCAUAUAUAUUGGCUUUGUGACAUCUGGGCUGCUGUUCUGUGGGGGAGCCAUUCUGUGCACAAGCUGCCCACCACAGAGGGCCAGGUUCCCCUCCAGUGGGUACACACUGGCCAGGACACCCACACACAGCAGCUACGCUAUCAAGAACUAUGUGUGAGGACUGAGGGCUGAAAACACACCACCACCAAGUCCCCACUUAAAGGCCCAGUGUGUAGGAUUUACUAACAUCUAGCGGUGAGGUUACAGGUUGCAACCAACUGAAUACCCCUCCAAUCACCCCUCCCUUUCCUUUUUUAUUUGUAUUGGUGCAAAAACAAAACAGCAGUGGCUUUAAAGGCGGCACAACAAUGAUAAGAAGAAUAUAAGAAAACAAUGUGACGUACAGAAAUUGACACGAUACAGCGGGACCACGCUCACACACGCACAUAAUAAACGCUCACACAUGCCUCUUUGGCCUCGUUGUUUGGUUCAGUGUAAAAAAGCAAAGCUGGCAUCGUAGCGGAUCUUCUUUACGGUAGUAUUACACGAUCUGUGUAGAAGGGGGCAGUGUUUUAUUUGUCCGUUCUGGGCUACUGUAGAAACAUGGUGGUACAACUUCGACACCGUGGAAGAGGACACACUCCCUGUGUAGAUAUGAGGGGACUUAUUACACGCUAAUGAAAACACAACCAUUCUUAGUUUCAGGUGAUUGUAAUGAAAAUAUAUGUAUGGACAUUAUAUUACAUUUCUGCUAAUAGAUCCCUCUAAAUCCUCCACACUGGACCUUUAAGGAUAAAUGAAUUGAUAUAAUGCAAUUGACCAUAUAUAGAUUGAAAACCAUAUGUUGUAUGUUUAAAGAUAUGAAAGGACUCUAAAGGUUUGAUUUGUGAUACAUUCUGAUAUGUUGUCAUUUUUUCUUCAAGGUGACGCACAUGGAUUUGACCAUUAUUAAUAGUUAGUGUAGUUCUGUCCACAGUAGAGUCAACACCGGCCAUUUGCAGACGUUUCUUAAUCUUGGUUGUCACGACACAUGCUGUUGAAUGCUUAGACCUCCAUAUUGUAGAAUAUAUAUCAGUGUAUGUCUGAUACAGCUAACAUUCUCUGACAUCUUUUGAAAUAGCUGCAAUUUGUCAGAAUGAAUCAUAAUAUGGAUUUCCCUGGUUUUAUGAAGAAUGACUUUGUUGUCAAUUCCUUUCAAAAAGAAGUGAGUUGUUCCCCUGUAGUCCAUGACAUAUUAGAAAACAGACAAUUACAUUUUUAGUGAAAUUAUAAACACAGAACAUUUGCCAUGUUUGAAGCUUGUUUGUAUGUUAGAAUUCAAAAUAAACAGUGUGGAGUAAACAUG
Molecule: messenger RNA, 2014 nt
Organism: Cottoperca gobio
Lineage: Eukaryota; Metazoa; Chordata; Actinopteri; Perciformes; Bovichtidae
Gene: cldnj
Product: claudin j
Exons: 2
Coding region: 212-847 (211 amino acids)
Cellular component (GO): bicellular tight junction; membrane
Molecular function (GO): structural molecule activity
Source: RefSeq, a predicted model, not a curated record